Messenger RNA from Gadus chalcogrammus (walleye pollock), 1596 nucleotides. RefSeq lists its product as uncharacterized. The transcript has 8 exons. The record is from RefSeq and is a predicted model, not a curated record. NCBI's taxonomy places the organism in Eukaryota, Metazoa, Chordata, Actinopteri, Gadiformes, Gadidae. Bases 358 to 1557 code for a protein of 399 amino acids.
UCAUGACCAGAGUAGAUUUUAUACACUUUGGUGUUGAAAAGGCACUAAGUACAUUUUUUGGGGUGUACCAGAAACACUCUUGGGUGUUGUCUCUAAGUAUAAUGCUGGUGUAGAGUAAUUUCAGUGUAUAUUUUAGGAUGAUGGACUCCCUGAGUGUCCAACGGUUAGGUUUCGAUUCGUCAUUGGGUCGCUGCGCCUUCUCAUUGGUUGAAUCUAGAGACAUGUGACCGUUUGUCCUCUUCCACACUACGCGGCAAACUGUUUCGGCAGAGACGGUUGGUUGACUAGAGACGAGGAUCGAAUCAACGAAGCCAUUUUUGAACUUCACGGCAAUGUAACAGUGGAAGGACGACAACAAUGCUGUUCAAAGUGCAAUACCACGGAAAGAAGAAGUACAUUAAACUUAAUGGAGACUCACAUUCAGAAUUUCUCAAAGAGGCUAAAGUGAAGUUCAGCAUCUCCACUGAGACAGACAUAUAUGUGCUGGAUGACACUGGAACAGAGGUCGAUGAAGAGGUCUUCACCGACAUCCUGGAGGAAAAAACGGACAUCCUGUGGACGAUUGUUGAUGUUCUUUCAGUCUCUGACUCUCCUGUCCCAUCCUCAUGCAAUGACACCUUGUCACUAUCGUCACCCACAUCAGAGAGUGAUACUUCUCUGAUGUCUUCAAAAAGAUGGCCCAUCGAUAAUUCCUUUCUAAUGUCUCCAAAAAGACAGUGCACAGAUGACACCAUCUUGAAGUCCACACAAAGUCAGCAUAUUGAUGACAGUUCUUCACAGGCCAAAGAGCUUGUCAAGAGAGUUCUGGAACAAAAGCCUGGAGGGGAGAAGAUACUUAAAGAAUAUGCCAUGAGAGGAGAAUUUAAGGACCGGACACGCCGUGAACUUGUCAACAUCAUUGUUGCUGAUAUGGUGGAAAAAUAUGGACGUGCUCCACCAAAGGACAAAAGAACACAGUAUGCAUGGGGGAUUGUAACACUGUUUCCUUCUCUAAAAGACCCCUACUCCAAAAAAGGCUAUGAACAUUUCUAUGAUGCAGAUAGCAACGAGGGCUACAUUGCAUGGAAGCUUAAAAACACACAGCGGGACCUCAACAGUGGCAGCAGUAGCAGUGGAUUUAGGAGAAUGAGCUCUCACACCUCAAACAGCAGUGGACCACAGUUGGAGAGAGAAGUGUCUAAAGAGCUCCAGCUGGAGGGAGACCAAUGUUGCGAGGCCAUUUCUCUACUGAAACACAGCACGGACAAAGAACAGAUAUUCAUGAAAAUGAAAGCAACCUUCAACCACAGACAACAGCUGAUCCACGAUCCUGAGCAAUGCAGCACAGUUCUUACACUGUUCCCAAGGUUCCUUGACACGAAAGGCCUGGUCUUGCAGGACUUUGACCUGUUGUUUAGUGCUGAGACUUCUUCAAAACUUCUUGAGAAAUGGGGAACACUCCUGAAGGUAAAAGUAAUAGAGCAAGCCAAAAACCUCAACAAGACACCCCUUCUUGACGACCUCAUUCAGUCUGCAGAGGAGAACCCUGAUGAGGAUGAUGAAGUGCCAGGUAAGUGAUAUAAAAUAACCUGUUUGUAUUUGGCCACCUUUUUAGAU